This is a messenger RNA of Heterocephalus glaber (naked mole-rat), 4798 nucleotides long. The record is from RefSeq and is a predicted model, not a curated record. NCBI's taxonomy places the organism in Eukaryota, Metazoa, Chordata, Mammalia, Rodentia, Bathyergidae.
CCCCGCCAUGCAAUCCAGCAACCAGUCCUUUUAUCAAAACCUACAGAAUCCACCUCAAAUCCAUCCCCAUCCAUCAUCCUACAGCCACCACCCUGGUCCAGGCCACUGUCAUGUCUGGCUCACCCCCUCAGAGCAGGGGAGGAAGAGGGUUCUAGGCUGGGUUCCAUGUGGACAGGGGUAGCCUACCUCUCAGGCCCCACCCAGGGAGGCCGGAAGCCCCAAAGGCCUCCUGGCAGAGAAGGUCCACCCUACCCACCCUGGUCCCCGGGCUCAGUGAGAGCUGGGGCACAACAACCAGAACUUCUGCCCAGGCUGGGGAAGCCACUGCUUCCGAGUGGAUGCACACCCUACUGUGCCCUGGGCUCUGGGUCCCCAUCCUCCCUGGGGGACAGGUGAGAAUGGACGGAGGGGAGGAGCCCAGCGGACUCUGAUGGAGGGAAGGAGACAGAUGUGUUCACACCGACCCACCCACAAGGGCGCAGUGCACCCUUCGGCCAGGACCGUCCUUCUGGGCACCACCCCGCCCUGAGGGUGCGCAGGACAAGGCACCCACCUGACCCUGGGACUUUGCCCUCCUCCUGGCACAGGCUGCCCUGUGCACCAGCUUAUUCGGAGAGUCUGUCAGGGCAUGCUCGGACACCCUCCUCGCUGUGACUCUAGCAGCCCCUCUGACUGCAGGGGCUGGGGCGCCUGUCCACAUGAAGGCCCCCAGUAAGCUGCUCCUUGUGUCAUUUGAUGGCUUCCACUGGGACUAUGACCAGGAUGUGGACACCCCCAACCUGGACGCCACGGUUCAAGAUGGGGUGAAAGCUCGCUACAUGACCCCGGCCUUUGUCACCCUGACCAGCCCCUGCCACUUCACCCUGGUCACUGGCAAAUACGUGGAGAACCACGGGGUCGUCCACAACAUGUUCUACAAUGUCUCCACCAAGGUGAAGCUGCCCUAUUACACCACGCCUGGCAUCCAGAGCUGGUGGGACAAUGGCAGUGUGCCCAUCUGGAUGACCGCCCAGAGGCAGGGCUUAAAGACUGGCUCCUUCUUCUACCCUGGCGGCAAUGUCACCUACCAAGGAGAGGCCAUGACGCUGAGCCAGAAGGAAGGCAUUGCACACAACUACAAAGACGAGCAGGAGUGGAGGGCGAAUGUGGACACCGUGAUGAAGUGGUUGACCGAGGAUGACCUAGCUCUGGUCACUCUCUACUUUGGGGAGCCAGACUCCACUGGCCACAGGUAUGGCCCUGAGUCCCCGGAGAGGAGGGAGAUGGUGAAGCAGGUGGACCGGAUUGUGGGCUACCUUCGAGACAGCAUCGAACACCACAACCUCACGGGCUGCCUCAACCUGAUCGUCACGUCUGACCACGGCAUGACGACCGUCCACAAGACAGCCAGCGACUUGGUGGAGUUCCACAAGUUCCCCAACUCCUCCUUCGGGAACAUCGAGUUCGAGCUCCUGGACUACGGGCCGAAUGGGAUGCUGAUUCCCAAGGAGGGGCUGCUGGAGAAGGUGUACAGGGUGCUCAAGGAUGCCCACCCCAGGCUGCACGUCUACAGGAAGGAGGGGUUCCCCGAGGCCUUCCACUACGCCGGCAACCCCAGGAUCACGCCCCUGCUCAUGUACAGCGACCUGGGCUAUGUCAUCCAUGGGAAAUUUAGUGUCCAGUUCAACCAAGGCGAGCAUGGCUUUGACCACAGAGACAUGGACAUGAAGACCAUCUUCCGGGCCGUGGGCCCCAGCUUCAAGGCAGGCCUGGAGGUAGAGCCCCUUGAGAGCAUCCACGUGUACGAGCUCCUGUGCCAGCUGCUGGGCAUUGUGCCUGAGGCCAAUGACGGGCACCCCAACACCCUGCGGCCCAUGCUCCAAUCAGGUGGGGGGGCCUGGCCAGUGUGUGCACAGGGUGGGCUGUGCCCCAGGGGCCAGUGGAGAUGGGUGUGGUCCAUCCUGCCGCCCUCACCAGACCCCUGGCUUCCCACAGGGUCUGCUCUCCUGCCACGCAAACAGCUCCACUCGGUGACGGCACUGCUGGGAGCCCUGAUUCUUCUGGUCAAGGUGGCCUAAAGUCCCCCAGUCGAGGUCAGAGGCUGGAAGGAGGAAGGGCAUGGCCGUGCUCCCCAGCCUGACAUCCCGCCACACCCCUGGGCAUUGGGACAGAGCUGCUGCCCCUCCUUCCUCCAGGGCACCCUGUGCUCCCUCAGCAGGGAGCGAGUUAUGUUUGGGGGAGAGCUGCCGGAGCUGGUGGGCCACCUCACUUCUCUGUCCCCUGCCGUCACAGGUCUGGACCAAAGCAGAGGAAAGUCAGCCAACCCUCGAGAAGUACAGAGAGGAACCUGCUUGGAGCCAGGCUCUGGUCUGGGCUUGAGGACACAGUGAACAGGAGGGGCCAGGCCCCGCCUUGGAGAGUAUGCAACCUAGGGGCAGGGGCAGCAUGGACAGGAAGUGAGCACACACGAGACAGCACGGACAGUGGGCUUGGGGUGGGCGCUGAGUGACAGGGAGGGGAGUCACACCCAGCACAAGGGUGGGGGCAGACUCCAGGCAAGAGGCCAGGGGUGCCAGCCCAGAGGGUCAGCCUGCUUCUGGAGGCGGCAGAGGCAGGUGUUGGCAGGUGAGAAGGAUGCCCACUGACAUGCAUGGCCCCAUCAAGGUCCCUCCAUGUGCAGCAGGAACCCCAGAGGACAUUCCUUGGGGCACAGCCUGGCCCGGGGUAGCUGGUCACCUGAAUGCCCUGGUGCUAGGCAGGAGCACAGAAAUCGGAGCAGGUGGUGGCCAGUUAGGAGGUCACUGCAGUGGUCCAAGCAGGGCAUUCUGGUAGCAGGGGUGGAGGUAACACCGAGGACAGACUGAGGACACCUUCAGGAGGCCCUAAGCUCUCGGCUUGUGGAGAGACCGUGUGUGGGGGUGAGGAGAAAGCACAAAUGCAGGGUGGUCUGAGGCUGAGUCCCAGGGCAGGCAGAGCCACUCCCAAGACCUGAAGAUGCUGGACAGGGGCAGGGCUAGAACCCGGGUUCUACUUCGGCCUUGACAUGUGCUCCUCACCCUUGACGCAACCAUGGAGCGCCAUGGCCCGGCAGCACCUGGAGUCCAGGGCCUGGCCCCCAGCAUGUGGCUGGGCGGGCAGCUCACAUUCGAGGCCUUCAAUGAUGUGCGUGACAUGCACAGGGCACCAAACCAUAGCACUCCAGAUCAAGGGACCGGGAGAGAGCCCUCGUCUAGAGGGCGGAGGACAGGAAAGAGGGUGGCCUUGUCCCAACUGGGAAGGCUGAUGGGGUGGUGGUGAGGCGGAGGGGAAGAGGAACUCGAGGACGUGUGCAGUGGGGGGCAGGCCUGCAGGGCCCAAGGUCAGAGCUGGAAGGGACCCCAAAGACCCUUUUGCCCUAAACCUAUCACACCAGUGGGGAUGCUGGAGCCCAGAGCCGUUCAUUGUGCACCAAAAGGGGGGACCAAGCUGCAUCAAAAGGCUAGGUUUUCAGUCUGCUCCUGAGCACUUCUGGCUACAAAACCAGCUCCUCGGCUGGAGUACGUGGUAUGCACCGAGUCUUUCGGCACAGGGCCCGGAUUCAGUGCAAUUCCACAGCACUGGAGUUUGCACAGCCUGCCACCUGGCUUUGACCUCCCGAACACCAGAAGGUGGGCUCAGCAGGGGGAGCACAGGAUUCACAGGAAGGGGACGGGGCCAGAGAGUGGCAGGCACAGGACCCCUGCACAUUCCCAGGGGGCUUGGGGACGGACACGGUGCGCUAGCAAACCCACUCUCCAAAACAAAAAGCCCGGAUUGGCGGCACUCACCCAUUCCUGGGGUGUGAAUUCUCCCACGGUGGCCAAUGUGAAGCUGCCAACAUGGGGCCUCCAAACAGCCCUGAGGGAAGUGACACACAGAAGCGGCCCUGCUAAGAACUGUGAUCAUAGUAUCCCCAUGACAGUCCCCGGCCCAGCUGGCAAUUCAGACAAGGCCAGGGCUGCUGUCUGUGGCCAGCUUCUUCCCCAAAGGCAGCGCCAGAAGCACCACUGAAAGGAAGGUGGCGUUAUAAGGCAGCCCUUGGCUGUCACUGACAGAGUCCUGACUCAUCCAGAGGACUUGGCAGGGGAGUGUGGGGUCCUCCUCCCUCUGGGGUCCCUCCCCCAGCCCCUGAGAAGGUCCUGAGCUCCACCCCACCCCCGCCUCACCAGCUGAGGCCCCCUGCGCUGUCCCAUCCAGGAGGCCUUGGGAGCUCCCACAGGUGCACCACAUCCUGUCUGCCCAUUUCCCACCACACACCCUGCCUGUCCUUCCCCGGAAGCUGACUCCUGUCUUGCAGGAAGCCAGAGCCAGCCCUCCUGCUGACAUGGUCUCCUGGACUCCAAGAGACCUCAUCAGAGACCUCACCCAUGUGCCUCUGUCCCCUGAUGCAUCAGCCCAGGCCUGGCCACCCCAGGACCUGCCCAGAUUCACACUCCACAGCGGCAGCUCACACGUCCUCCGGCCCCUCCUGCAAGGUCCACCCUGGAAAUCAGCACUGGGGUCCCCACACAAGGAUCCCAGCCACCAGCUUCUGCCUCAAGCUCCGGACCUCAGCCACAGUCACCCAAAGGGGUGCUGCACAGCACACAGCACCCACGGAAUAAAGGCCCAGUUGUGUCACCACCCACAGAUGCUGAGAAGCUGCAGUAGCCAACAUGGGGGGUCUCCAAAGGCUGCCGCUGUCCUGACCGCCCGCCACUCCCCCAACAUGGAAGAAACUGCUAAUUAAUCCCUUGACAAACACAGCAGAACAGGUUCUUUCCGGCUGGCGGUAGACCUGUGCUUGGCCCGGGCCCCACUG